This is a messenger RNA of Sphaerodactylus townsendi, 2474 nucleotides long. Its product is annotated as nuclear factor of activated T-cells 5-like. The record is from RefSeq and is a predicted model, not a curated record. Lineage: Eukaryota; Metazoa; Chordata; Lepidosauria; Squamata; Sphaerodactylidae. Bases 81 to 2459 code for a protein of 792 amino acids. The transcript has a single exon.
ACUUUCUACCUUGUUUCCCCCUUCAGGCCAGCAGCGUAGUUGGGCCUCCUUCAGCAGCACUGGAGAGCAGCCUGCCCGCCAUGCUGGGAAACUGUGCUUUCUCUUCUUCUGCGUCUCAUUUAGCUCCAGAGAGUGAACAGCAGCAGCAGCCGCCGCAGCCCAAAGUGUAUCCUCCAGAGGUGAUGCCCAGUCUCCAAGCACAGGACAUUGCCCCGCCCGGCAGCUUCCCUGCAGCCUCUGCUCCCGGCCAGCUGCAGAGCAGCGAUGCCUUGUUGCAGCAGGCGGCUCAGUUCUCUUCCCGAGGAGAGGCGCAGGCGGACUCCGUGGUCAUGACAAUGUCUCAGCUGACGGAGGCUGCACAGCAGCAGUCGCCCCUGCAGGAGUCGGCACAGGCGCUGCAGCAGCAGCAGCAACAGCAGCAGAUCUCAUCCAGUAUGUUCUCCUCGGCAAAUGGAGUGAGCCAGCUGCAAAGCACCAUCCAGCAGCUCCAGGCGGGGAACUUCCAGCCCAGCACUGCUGGCGGUGGCAGCAGCAGCAGCGGUGGUGGCAGCGGCGGCGGCGGAAAUGUCGACUUGGUCCAGCAAGUGCUGGAAGCUCAGCAGCAGCUGUCCUCUGUUUUUUUUUCUGGCUCAGACAACGAGGAUGUCCAAGAACAGCUCAAUGUGGAGAUUUUCCAGCAAGUCACCCAAAUACAAAACAGUGUCAACCCAGGGAUGUUUUCCUCCUCCGAGGCGGCCUGUUCCAGAGCAGAGGACAUUCUUUCUGGCAGAACCGAGACUGUCCACCAGCAGCCCGAGGCCUCCUUGUCCAACCAGCAGCAGGUGAUGGAGGCCUCCACCGCGAUGGUGCUGGACAUGCCGUCAGACUUGUUCUCCUCGACCCCUCCCUCUUCUGGCAACGGAAGCAUCCCGCAGUCCUCUGUGUACCAGCAAGCUUCCCGUGUGAUGAGCGGGCUGUCAGCCUCCGAAGACAUGCAGAUGCAGUGCGAGUUAUUCUCUCCGGCCAACGUCUCUGGCAACGAAGCCGCUGCCCCACCCCGGCAGCAUGUCUCUGCCAGCGGCCCUGCUUUGUUUCAGUCUUCUGGCUCCGCUGAGAACGAAGAGGCCCCAGGCCAGGCCAAGCAGAUGCAGAACACCGUCUUUCAGGCCAUGGUCCAGAUGCAGCAUAGUGGAGAGAGCCAGUCUCAAGUCAGCCUGUUCUCUUCCUCGGAGGACAUGAUGACCGUCCAGGGCAGUGGGCAGCAGCAGCAGCAGCAGCAAGGGGCAGGGCUAUUCCAGCAGAGUGAGGAGAUGAUGUCUCUCCAGCCCAGCAGCUUCCUGCAGCAGGCUCCCCACUCCCAGGCCCAGCUUUUCCACUCUCAGAGCCCGAUCGGAGAUGCCCAGAACAUCUCGCAGGAAACCCAGAGCGCACUCUUUCACAGCCAGAGCGCUUCCUCUUCCUCUGAGCAGUUGCAGACGCAGAUGUUCCACUCCCAGAGCAACAUGAGAGUCCUGCAGAGCAGUGCCGUUGUGCAAGACCAGCAGUCAGGUGGUCUGUUCCUCUCCCAGAGUCCAAUGAGUGGCUCACAGGAGGAGCAGAUGUCGUUCUUCAACACCCAGAGCACCAUGUCUUCGCUGCAGACUCCUGCGAAUGCUGAGCAGCAGUCCGCAUUCCAGCAGCAGCAGCAGCAGCAGGCCCAGCUCUCCCACCUGCAGGGCCCUCUGCUUUCCCAAGAGCCGCCCCAGAACCCACAGCAGGGCCUGUUCCAGUCACAAGUGUCCCUCGGCUCCCUUCCCUCUUCUGGGGUGUCCCCAAGCCAGCAAGGACCCAUGUUCCAGUCCUCUCACUCGCUCGUGGCUCUUCAGAACAGCGCCCCAUCUCAAGAGCAGCAGCAGCAGCAGCAGCAAAAUAUGCAGUACAGCAGUCAGACUUCCCUGGGCCCGAUGACACCCCAGGAGCCCAGCAUCAUGUUCAGCCCCAAUCCUGCCUCCAUGGUGAGCCAGGAGCAGCAGCAGCAGCAGCAGCAGAGCCAGCCCCUCUUUCACCCCCCAGCUAGCCUGAGUCAGGACCAGCAGCCCAUGCAGUUCCAGAGCCAGAGUGCUGGCUCUGGCCAAGCCGACCCGCAGCAGCCCGCCCUGUUCCACAGCUCCCCCCGGAUGCAGCUAGUCCAAGGUUCCCCCGGCUCUCAGGAGCAGCCGGUCACCCUCUUCAUCUCUUCCGCUUCCAUGUCUGCCUUGCAGAGCAGCAUCGGCCAGCAGGAGCUCCAGCAGCCCUCGCUCUACCCUUCCCAGAGCAGCCUGGGCAGCAUCCAGAACACCUCCUCAUCCUCCCAGCAGCAGCAACAGCAGCAGCAACAGCAACAACAAGCAGCUUUAUUCCAGAACACGCACAGCAGUGCCCUCAGCCAGCUGCAGAACUCCUCUGCUCCACCUCCACAGACCUCUGGGAUAUUCCUCUUUGGCAUCCAAGACAGUAAGUAAGGAGGGCCUGCCCUU